AUGGAGGUUCUUGAGCAAAGGGCUGUGGAGAGGGGGUUCAGUAGGGUUGGGGUGUGUCCUGCGCUGCUGCGGCAGAAUGUGGAUAUCCGGCCUGGAAAGGAAUUCCAGAGAAAGAAUGCAUCGUUGGCUAUUGCACUUGCGCAUACUGUCCUGGAGAAACUGGGUGUUGCAACUGAUCCUGGCCAGCAGAGCCUUCCGGUGGAGUUCGUCCAGACUCUGGAAAGUGCGGUUUGGAGAGGUAGGUGUGAAGCAUUGAGAAGUGGACAGCAGCACUAG
Messenger RNA from Aspergillus chevalieri, 276 nucleotides. RefSeq names its product folylpolyglutamate synthetase. Lineage: Eukaryota; Fungi; Ascomycota; Eurotiomycetes; Eurotiales; Aspergillaceae. The coding region runs from base 1 to 276 and encodes 91 amino acids. The transcript has a single exon. The record is from RefSeq and is a predicted model, not a curated record.